Spinacia oleracea (spinach) is the source of this 699-nucleotide messenger RNA. RefSeq lists its product as uncharacterized. The transcript is spliced from 2 exons. The record is from RefSeq and is a predicted model, not a curated record. Bases 1 to 699 code for a protein of 232 amino acids. NCBI's taxonomy places the organism in Eukaryota, Viridiplantae, Streptophyta, Magnoliopsida, Caryophyllales, Amaranthaceae.
AUGGCCGGUGAAGGCGACGGUGGUGAUAGGUGGUUGGUUUGCGGCGGCGGUACAGCGAGGGAGGGAGAAAGAGGUGCGAACAGGGGAGGUUCGAGUGUGUUUCUGGGCGGUUCUGGGCGGCGUCUCGCCGGAGAUUGGGGACGGUAUUUGGGUUUAGGAGGUGGUGAGGUGUUCGUGGGGUGGUGGCGUGGCGUCGGUGGCGCAGGAGAGGAAAAGAAAGAGAGGGAUACAGGGGAGUGGCGAAGGAGGAGGGGAGCAGGGACGAUGGGUGUGGCGGUGGUUCUGGGUGGACGUGGGAGCACGAACAGGGAGGAGAGCAAGGCACGGGGGGAGCACGAAGGGAGGAGAGAGGGAGGAAGAGGGUGGCGGCUGGCUGGGAGGCUCAAUGACGUGGUGAUGGCCGGUGAAGGCGACGGUGGUGAUAGGUGGUUGGUUUGCGGCGGCGGUACAGCGAGGGAGGGAGAAAGAGGUGCGAACAGGGGAGGUUCGAGUGUGUUUCUGGGCGGUUCUGGGCGGCGUCUCGCCGGAGAUUGGGGACGGUAUUUGGGUUUAGGAGGUGGUGAGGUGUUCGUGGGGUGGUGGCGUGGCGUCGGUGGCGCAGGAGAGGAAAAGAAAGAGAGGGAUACAGGGGAGUGGCGAAGGAGGAGGGGAGCAGGGACGAUGGGUGUGGCGGUGGUUCUGGGUGGACGUGGUUGCUGA